Molecule: messenger RNA, 2033 nt
Organism: Melanotaenia boesemani (Boeseman's rainbowfish)
Lineage: Eukaryota; Metazoa; Chordata; Actinopteri; Atheriniformes; Melanotaeniidae
Product: ras-related protein Rap-2b-like
Exons: 1
Coding region: 303-851 (182 amino acids)
Biological process (GO): Rap protein signal transduction; negative regulation of cell migration
Cellular component (GO): plasma membrane
Molecular function (GO): GTP binding; GTPase activity; GDP binding
Source: RefSeq, a predicted model, not a curated record
AGGAAACGCCAUGCAAGAGCAGAGAAGCGAUCACGCUUCCCCGCACCGUUGCACAAUACAGUGCGAUCAAGAUGUGCUUUAACCCGCCUCGCUGAUGUCCAGGAGCAGUCACACUCCUCGGAUCUUUGCUCCGUGCCCCUUCCAGUGCAGGCUAGGAGGAUCUGACUGCUAUCCGAACGAGAGGGUAGCCUUCCCAGCCUGCUCGGCUUGAAAACAUCGGGGCUGGUCAGCGGGGUGGAAGAGAGAGGAGGCUUCGUCGCGGAAAAAAAAGGAGGUGUCUGCCUUUUUUUCUCCCCUCAGCCAUGAGGGAGUACAAAGUGGUUGUUUUGGGCUCGGGUGGAGUCGGCAAAUCCGCGUUGACGGUCCAGUUCGUGACGGGCUCCUUCAUCGAGAAGUACGACCCCACCAUAGAGGAUUUCUACAGGAAGGAGAUCGAGGUGGACUCGUCCCCGUCGGUGCUGGAAAUCCUGGACACGGCAGGGACUGAGCAGUUCGCCUCCAUGCGAGAUCUCUACAUCAAGAACGGGCAGGGGUUUAUUUUAGUUUACAGCCUGGUCAACCAGCAGAGCUUUCAGGACAUCAAGCCCAUGAGAGACCAGAUCAUCCGGGUGAAGCGGUACGAGAGGGUGCCCAUGAUCCUGGUGGGAAACAAGGUGGAUCUGGAGGGGGAGAGAGAGGUGUCUUCCGGGGAAGGCAAGGCGCUGGCUCAAGACUGGAGCUGCCCGUUUAUGGAAACUUCAGCCAAAAAUAAAGGAUCAGUCGACGAACUGUUUGCAGAAAUAGUGAGACAGAUGAACUAUUCAACUGUUCCAAGUGGUGGCGACCAGUGCUGCUCGUGUGUCCUGCUAUAAAACCAUUAAAAAACAAACGCACGUGAAGAAACUGCGCAGAAUUUGAGCUUAGAAGUUGUGCUGCAGGGCUUCUUGCGAAAAUAUCUCCUCACACUGUUGUCUUAUUGUUGCACACAAACAAAAAUCGACAACAACAAUCGAUUAUGUAUCAUAGUCUGGAAAAUUGUUUACAUGACAAAGUACUUGAAUGUUUUGGGAUUUUCUUUUUUCUUUCUGAUUUUUUUUUUAAUGGCUUUGUAUUUGACACUUCUCUGGAACUGUGCCUCAAUGGGAAUGUCUAAUUGUGAAACCUAAGAGACACGUCUUUAUCUGUUCAUUUUUCUAGUUUGUGUUAUUUUAGUUUACUGUUAUAUCUUCUGGGCUUGGUUCUUCUGUUUUGGAGAUUAAUUGUGAUGGUGGUGGUGAUGAUGGUUAUGUCAAAUCCCCAAGCAGGCAGAAGAUAGGCACUUUUAGGGCCUUUUGGUUGGAGAAGGCCUGAAAGCAUUAAAAAGGAAACAUCUCAGAAACUCACCACUCAAGCCUUGCACAGGUUGCUUAAAUCCAGUCUUGUAUAAUUCCUCCAAAUUUUCAAGUAUAAUCCAAGAGGCACAGGCCCACCUACUGAGAAACUGCAUCUAAAGCUUUGGAGUGGAGAUGUGUUAUGCUAAUAUACCCCCCCUCAAGUUUGGUGAUUUUAUUAUUAUUAUUUUUAUAACAGAUCUUGCACCCAGCUGAUGGUGUGCCUCCUCCAUGUGCACAAACAAGGAUGUUGGUGCACUGCUGUCGCUGCAUGGGGAACGCCACAACCCCCCCAUGUCAAGUGCCUUCCCUAAGAAAUCUCCUGUGACUGUGCCAACUGAUGAGCCCUACUUCCUCUUCAGUGCGUCUUGAUGGCAAUCAGAACUUUUUACACUCUGAUUUCAUUUGGUGUCAAAGUUUACUGUCAGGAGGCGAAGCUUUUAAUAGACCUGCUGUUUCAGGGUCAGAUUCUAAAGGUACUAGUCUUAGAAAAAAGCAAACUUUUCCCACUGGGAUUUUUGGUUAAGUGAAUGGCAAGCCAUGUCUAUAUGUAUUAUCUUGACUUUUCUUUGCUUUUCUAAAAUGUGACAUUUUUGACUUACCGUAAUUGUAAAUCUCCUUGUGGAUUCUGCUAUCCACCUGUCAGUUUCGAAGCAGUUGUAAUACAAAACACAUUUUACUUAA